UAUGGAGAUCAUUCUUUCAAGAAGCUGAAAUGGAUGAGUUUGGUAAUGUAAUUAAAUGCAAAAUGCACGAUCUCAUGCAUGAUCUUGCCAUAUCAGUGGCAGGAUCGUUGAUCACCACAAUAGAUGAUAAGAAGAGAAACAUUGAUGAGAAAGCUCGGCAUGUAUCAGUUGCUUACAAUAUAAAUAUUUCAUGUGGAGUUCCAACUUUAUUGUGUAAAGCAAGUCGGAUGCGAACACUUCUUUACUUUGGACGGCACUUUAAGGAUAAUAUUGAUUGUGAGGCAACUUUUUCAAGUUCCAAGUUCUUACGUGUGUUGGAUUUGCAUGAUUUUUCAAGUUAUCCACUUCCGUUGCAAAAUUUAAGCUAUAUCGGAAAGUUGAAGCAUUUAAGGUAUCUAGAUCUUUCUGGAAACAUAGGUAUGAAGAAGCUGCCAGAUUCUCUAACCAGUUUGCAAAAUUUGCAAACACUAAUACUCUCCUUUUGUGAGUCACUAAAAGAAUUGCCGAGAGACAUUAAAAAAUUAGUCAACCUUCAGCAUCUUGAGAUAGAUGCUUGUGGUUUAACUUAUAUGCCACUUGGAUUGGGGCAACUGACUAAUCUUCGGACGUUAUCCACAUUUUAUGUCCACUUGGAUUCUCAUUCCAGACAUAGUGGUAGCAGUGGUUUACAAGAACUAAAGGGAUUAAAUAAGCUAAGAGGAAAGCUAGAGAUUGUAAAUUUGGGACAUGAGAAAGGUGUUGCGUCAGAAUGUAAGGCUGCAAGUCUAAAUGAGAAACAACAUCUUCAUACUUUGAAUAUACGGUGGAGUACUAAAGGAGAUGUCGAUAAUUCGGAUGUUGUUGAGGAUGAAGCGUCAUUGAAUGGCUUCCAACCACACCCAAAUUUGAAAAAUCUUUCCUUAAGACACUAUCGGGGUUCAAAGCUUCCGACUUGGAUUUCGUUACUGCUCACAAAUCUUGUUACAUUUCGAUUAUUGUAUUGUGGGAAAAUCCAAUAUUUACCAUCAUUGAGUCAACUGCCUUCCCUCAAGGAGCUUUUUCUUAAAGAUUUGGAGGCUAUUGAGUACAUAUCAGACGACGGUGAAAUCAAUGAGUUCUCUUCCUCUUCAACGGCACCAACACCAUUUUUCCCAUCCCUCGAGUCUAUCUUCCUCAUUGAAUGCCCUAAUCUCAAGGGGUGGUGGAGGAGGAGGGAUUCUUCUGUGGAGGUAAAUAGUGAUAGUCAUAAUUCCGUUGAAAUAACGGAGCAUCGUUUACUCCCUUCCUUUCCUCGUCUUUCAAAAUUAUACAUCCGCAAUUGCCCUAUGUUGACUUCCAUGCCAAUGUUUCCACAUCUUGAAGAAAACUUGGAGCUAGAUAAAGCUAGUUCAAAGCCACUGCAACAGACAAUGAUGAUGAGUAUUUCACCGCAAAGCCCACCGUCAACUGCAACAGACUCCUCUUUAUUCACUCCUCUCUCAAAAUUGAAGUCUAUAGUAUUCCGUUCUAUUGAGGAUCUAGAAACUUUGCCACUGCAAAAUCUCUCUUCUCUUAUGUCUUUGAGUAUAUAUCGUUGCCAGAUAUUAAAGCCUCUCUCCCUACAACAUCUCACUGCCCUUCGACGCCUAUAUCUUGUGGAUUGUCCUGAUCUUGACAUAGCCAACGAUGAGGAUGGGAUGCAAUGGCAAGGCCUUACGAGCCUCCUCUCCAUUUGCUUCGAAGUACUUCCAAAAUUGGCGUCUCUCCCCUCGGUGCUUCAACAUGCAACCACUCUACAAAAGCUUGAGAUUUGGGAUUGUGAAAGCUUGACGGCUAUACCAGAGUGGAUCCACAACUGCAAAUCACUUCAAUUGCUUGCCAUUCGUGAAUGCUCCAGAUUGGCAUCACUCCCAGAAGGAAUGCGUAGGCUAACGUCUCUGCAGAAGCUAACAAUUGUGAAUUGCCCCAUCCUAUUGCAAAGAUGCAAGAGAGAAACAGGUGAGGAUUGGGCCAAGAUUGCUCACAUUCCAGAGUUAGACUUACGGUAUCCACCUCAGCAAUAAGAAAAUUCAAUCACCCAUGCAGCUUCGACUGAUUCAGAUGCAGAAGAGGCACAACGAAUUGAAGCACAGAAGAAACAGGGGAUUGGAAGCUUAUUAAAAAAUCUAGGGCACUGCAUACGCGAUUCUUCACAUUUUAGGAGAAAUAGUUGAGUGAAAACUAGCACUUGAUGAACUCGAGCAAAUAUUUUACGGAAGAUCCAAUCUGUAAACAACACUCGGAGAACAGCCUUGCUGCACUGGAUUUUGGCUACAAGGAGCAAAGCGCAGAUCAAUGCUACUCUGAAUCACUAUAAAAAUGAAUUCCGAACAAGGGGCUUCUUGAAUCAAAACAGAGUGAUGUCAUUUUCUUGGGAGGGUCAAAUUUGGCAAUUGAAUGAGUACUAACAGAGCAAAUUACUAAGAGGAAAUGUCAUAUACAAAAGCAGCAUAAAUCAAGGAAUGAGGGUUGACUUGAGGGUCAAAUAUGCUGAGUUUGAGGAUCAGUUAUGCUGUCUUGAGGAGUACAUGACAUGUCGUGAGAUAUAGCUUUAACACUCAACACUCCAUUGUUACAAUCAAAUACAAACCCAGUCCUCUUCAGAUUAUUCUCUUUCAUUUCAGGAAAAUAUGUGAUUACUCAAUUGAGAUGGCUCUUAAGACUAAAACGUUUAAAGGUGGGAUUUGGUAAAUUCACUUUCCAAAUAAGAUGACAAGAGCCCGCAGUGUCACAUGUUGGAACUCUGAAAUGGCCACCUCAACAAUUUCAAGGGGACUUGCAUUUUUGUCAUAGUGGAAAAUUAAGGUUCUUGGAACUUCUGUACUAAUGGAGGUAGAGAACAAAGAGACGAAGCUUUGUUAGGAGGGUGAAGGAAACGAAAUGGAGUUGAAAAAUGAGAUUCAUCAAGAUUCAUCAACUAGAUGGGAAUCAAAUGCUGAACAUGCAAGAGUAAAUCUUUCUUCAAAGAAAGCUGGUUCUACAAUUAUGCAGCAACUAGCAAACCAUUGUGAUAGGACUUAGGAGGAUUAUAACCAGAUGUUUUCUUGUUGGCCUUCUCUCUUAUCAGCAAAGCCAGCUAUGGAAAUAUCUCCAACAAGACUGGAAGUUCUAGUGAAUCCCCCCAACUGUGCCAAUAGUGCUAAUAGGAACCAAACUUGAUGUACAAGAAGACAAGUGGUAUUUGAUUGGUCAUCUUGGUGCUACAUCAAUGAUCUUGCAGUUGGCUGCUGUAUGGAAAUGAGGACUCACAGUAGUUACCUGUCCAGAUUUUAGUCAUUUCAAAUUCAUUGCGACCAGAAUUUUCAGUUUGAUUUAUUUAUUUAUUUAUCAUUUUCUAAGUUUUUGAGUAUGUUGUAUUCCUGAAAACGUCGAAGAUCUAAACUUUGACUUGUUCAUAAUUCAUGUUUGCUUUGCACUUUUGCUAUAUUCAUUAUCAUGAGUUGAGUCGAAGAGGAGUCUAUACUUGAUAUACAUUUCGUGUAAUUCAAAUUUCACAAUGAGCAAAUUUUCUUGAAAGAUUUAU
Messenger RNA from Corylus avellana, 3520 nucleotides. The record is from RefSeq and is a predicted model, not a curated record. Lineage: Eukaryota; Viridiplantae; Streptophyta; Magnoliopsida; Fagales; Betulaceae.